AUGGGCGGAGCUACCAAUCAAAAGACGGCCAUUGUCGUAGGCGCUGGAGCUGGAGGAGUCUCGACGGCCGCGCGACUGGCCAAGGCAGGCUUCAAGGUCACUGUACUAGAGAAGAACGACUUUACCGGAGGUCGCUGCUCUCUUUUACAUCAUGAAGGCUGGCGCUUCGACCAAGGCCCAUCUCUGCUUCUCCUCCCCCGCCUGUUCCACAAGACCUUCGCCGACCUCGACACAAGUCUGGAAGCCGAAGGAGUACACAUAGUCAAAUGCGAACCAAAUUACAACAUGUGGUUUGGCGACGGCGAGAAGUUCCAGCUCUCGACCGAUCUGGUUUUGAUGAAGGAGCAGAUCGAGAAAUGGGAGGGCAAAGAUGGAUACUCAAGAUACCUUAACUUUCUUCGGGAAGCUCACAACCACUACGAACUCAGCGUCGAGCAUGUCCUGUCGCGCAACUUCACCAGCAUCACCUCCAUGCUGCGACCUAGUUUCCUCGGUCGCGUCUUCGAACUGCAUCCUUUCGAAAGUAUCUAUGGUCGUGCUUCCAAGUAUUUCUGGACUGAGAGGUUACGCCGCGUCUUCACCUUUGCGAGCAUGUACAUGGGCAUGAGUCCAUUCGAUGCUCCUGGAACAUACAGUCUCCUACAAUACACAGAGCUGACUGAGGGAAUCUGGUAUCCGAUUGGAGGCUUCCACAAGGUGGUUGAGGCUCUGGUCAAGGUCGGCGAACGUCUAGGCGUAACCUACAGACUUUCGACCCCUAUUUCCAAAAUCACUCUCUCUCCUGACGGUCGUCGGGCUACUGGAGUUGUUCUUGCCAAUGGCGAAACUCUGACUGCUGAUGUUGUGGUGAACAACACUGAUCUAGUCUAUGCAUACAACAACUUCUUACCUCCGACACCUUACGCAGAAUCAUUGGCCAAUCGCGAAACAUCUUGCAGUAGCAUUUCCUUUUACUGGGCCUUGGAUCGCAAGCUACCAGAACUCAACGCCCAUAACAUUUUCCUGGCUGAUGAAUACAAGGAGAGCUUCGAUUCCAUCUUCAAAAAGAACCUGAUUCCGAAUGAACCCAGUUUCUACGUCAACAUUCCUAGUCGUCCUGACCCAACAGCUGCCCCUGAAGGCAAGGAAACACUUGUGGUACUGGUGCCGGUCGGACAUCUCCUUGGAGAACAUGAGAAAAUUACCAAUGCUACAACAGCUACAGACAAGGAAAUUCAACAGAGUAACGCCAACGGGAAGAUGGCAAACUCCAAGUCCGCUCAGGGCAUCAAACCAGCCGAAACCCAGGAUUGGCCAAAGAUGAUCGAACUCGCACGCAAGACGAUUCUUUCCACCAUCGCCAAACGUACAGGCGUUGAUAUCGCUCCCCUGAUUGUUCACGAGAUUACCAAUGACCCCAUCACAUGGCGUGAAACUUUCAAUCUUGACCGUGGAGCUAUUCUAGGAUUGUCGCAUUCAUUCUUCAAUGUGUUGUCAUUCAGACCGGCAACGCGUGCAAGACGAGGUGGUUGGCUAGACGGCCGCUUCGGCGGCGGCAUCCUGGGAAGAAUUGGCGAGCUUCUCUUCAGUGGAGGUAGCAUUGAGCGUCUCUACAUGGUUGGCGCCAGCGCUCAUCCUGGCACAGGAGUACCCAUCGUGCUAGCCGGAGGUCGGUUGGUUGCGGAACAGGUCUGUCAGGAUCUCGGCGUAGAGAUUCCGUGGCAGACCGGGCCAUCGAAGAUUGAGCGAACUGGCAUCCUUGAUCAAGUGCAGACUACUUUGACGCUUGAGUGGAUUGUCUACAUGCUCUUUGCACUGCUCAUUCUUGCUCUCGGUAUCUCUCUGGGAAAGCAAAGUUAA
Messenger RNA from Aureobasidium melanogenum CBS 110374, 1839 nucleotides. RefSeq names its product phytoene desaturase. The transcript is spliced from 4 exons. Bases 1 to 1839 code for a protein of 612 amino acids. NCBI's taxonomy places the organism in Eukaryota, Fungi, Ascomycota, Dothideomycetes, Dothideales, Saccotheciaceae. Gene Ontology annotation, molecular function: oxidoreductase activity. The record is from RefSeq and is a predicted model, not a curated record. Gene Ontology annotation, biological process: carotenoid biosynthetic process.